AUGUCUAGGGUUAAGAGGAUCAACAAGGAGUUGGAAGAAUGCCGUCAGGACACGCAUUCGGGCAUAUCUCUUCUGUUGAACAAUGAAUCCGACCUCACCCACUUGACGGGAUACUUCAAAGGUCCCCCUGGAACUCCAUAUGAAGGCGGUGUAUUUCUGGUGGACAUCAACAUUCCCAACGAAUAUCCAUUUAAACCUCCAGUCAUGAAGUUUCUCACCAAGGUAUACCACCCCAACAUAUCAUCGGUCACAGGCGCCAUCUGUCUUGAUAUUUUGAAAGAUGCCUGGACUCCAAUCUACACACUUAAAAGCUGCUUGAUUUCAUUACAAUCGCUUUUACAAUCGCCCGAACCCAACGAUCCUCAAGAUGCCGAAGUGGCAAAGCACUACUUGUCGAACUUGAAAGGUUUCAACGAUACGGCAGCCUACUGGACCAAAAUCUACGCUAGCGAAGGUGACGGAGCAAGUGGAGCUUCGCCAGCCAGCGAUGCUGCUCUCUACGGAAUUGACGACUCAAUUGUGACCCAGUUCGAGAACAUGGGUUUCCCUCGUGACAAGUCUAUCGAGGUAUUGAGGCGGAUGGGCAUCAAGAGCUUUCAAGGCGUGUCCAACAAGAGUGAGUUGGAGAACCGGGUGUUGGAGGAGAUCUUGAAGGAAUGCAGUUAG
This is a messenger RNA of Meyerozyma guilliermondii ATCC 6260, 666 nucleotides long. Its product is annotated as E2 ubiquitin-conjugating protein. Lineage: Eukaryota; Fungi; Ascomycota; Pichiomycetes; Serinales; Debaryomycetaceae. The transcript has a single exon. Gene Ontology annotation, molecular function: protein binding. Bases 1 to 666 code for a protein of 221 amino acids. The record is from RefSeq and is a predicted model, not a curated record.